GCAGAUCUAAUCAACAUGGGCUGGGCAAGCAGCCUACUCGCCUUCGCCCGCGAUGAGCGGGUAGUUCUUGUGAGCCUGGGUCUUGCCACUUUUGGUCUUGUUAGUACCAUAGUUACCACGCUUACAUACAUCCGCGACGAAAACGAGAUCCCUCCAGCACAGCCAAAGACCCAAUACAUCACGCAGGACACAGAAGAUUCUCUAGAACUCGAGACCCUUGAGAAGCUUCUAGACCAUCCAAACUAUUCAAUCAGGGAUAUCGCCAUCAAGAUUCUUUGCGAUCGGGCUAUCAACGACCGCGAGACAACGCAUUCAUUGCUUUUUGGCAUCACGCGGCCAGACUACGAUGAGCGUAUGAAGUGUCUUCGGGCGCUGGCCCUGCUUACGGGACAGACACUUGGUCUGGAUGGACUAUCCAAGUUGAACAACCCCACAGGCUAUUCUGCCCUUGUGAGGUCCCUCGAACUGAGCUUGGACGAUGUUGAGCGACCAGAUCUCACCGACAGCCACUGGGACGAGUACUACCUUCGCGAUAUGGCCGAGAGGUUCUGUCUCAUGUUCAUCCUUGAGCUAACCAACAAGUAUGGUUCUCGCGACCUGAUUAAGGCACGGUUCGUCGAGAAAUGGUUGGCAAAGCAGGAAUGGGGGACUGAUCCCGAGGAGAGACGCCGGAACUUCAAGAAUUACAUGGACCUCAAGAGCAAUCGAAUCGUCGAGAUCGUGGAUAGAAUCAAGGAUGAGAGACGUGGACGUAAGGCGUUGGAAAAGGCAGGGCUGGUCGACUGGAAGGAGAACAUGCGGACCAUCUUUCGUAAGACCCCAGAGGCCACCAUGGAUAUCCAGGAGGAGGCUGCGGACGGCGCUCUCGCCGAGCAGCAGAUCCCUCGCACCCGAGAGCAUUCGGCUGAGGAGCAGCGACUUCGACGACAGCAUCGAGAGGCGAUGGUGCUCAACGACGGAACUCGACCAUUGGGCAGAGAGGAUAUAAUCGAACGGGAUCACGGUUCCCCAACCUAG
Messenger RNA from Fusarium falciforme, 1017 nucleotides. RefSeq lists its product as hypothetical. The coding region runs from base 16 to 1017 and encodes 333 amino acids. The record is from RefSeq and is a predicted model, not a curated record. Lineage: Eukaryota; Fungi; Ascomycota; Sordariomycetes; Hypocreales; Nectriaceae. The transcript is spliced from 2 exons.